This is a messenger RNA of Musca vetustissima, 1098 nucleotides long. RefSeq lists its product as uncharacterized. The transcript has 4 exons. Bases 1 to 1098 code for a protein of 365 amino acids. NCBI's taxonomy places the organism in Eukaryota, Metazoa, Arthropoda, Insecta, Diptera, Muscidae. The record is from RefSeq and is a predicted model, not a curated record.
AUGGUGGAUAAUAACGGUGGUGGUGGUGAUGAUUUUGAUCAAAUAUCCGAGGGAACAUUUGAGGUUGAUGAAAAUUCACAGGCGACAUCUGGUGGUGGGGGUCAACAACAGCAACACGAGCAACAAACACAGCAGGAUGAAACUACAGAAGAUGGAGAAGGAGGAGGAGCAACAGCAGCCGAGGGUGCUGUAGAAACUGGACAUGAUGAUGAAGGUGGUGGUGACGGUGAUGGCGAUGCGGAUGGAGAUGUUGUGGGUGAUUCUAAUGAAAAUACUGAAUCGCAAAGUUUCGAACAAUUCGAUCCAAAUGUGGCCACAACAAAUGCAGCAAGCGGUGAAGCUGAUGAAUCCGAUAUGCUGGGUGGCGCAGAUAACACUUUGCCGACACAAAAUAAUGAAGCUGAGGCGGGUGAGGAGGACGAAGGUGAGGUAGAGGGCAAUGGGGAAGAAGGUGGUGGAGAUACCACCGAGGAUCAUGCCAUGGAUGUUGAUGAUCAAAACGCCGAGGAAGAAGAGGAGGAGGCCGAUCAAGAGAAAAAUGGCAAUGGCGACGACAAUGAUCAGGAAGAGGAAGACAUGGAAACACUGCAACAGGAAUGCGAUGAUGAAGAGAAAUCAUCAAACGAUAACAAUGAGGAGGAACAUAAAGAAGAUGAUGCCACUGAAGAGUCGCCUAAAGACGAUGAUGCCAGCAAUGAAAAGACCAACAAGGAUACGACACAAAAUGAAAAUCAAGAUGCCGAGGAUGAUGUCGAAAAUGUCCAGGAGCCUGAGGAAUCAGAUGUCUGUCUAAUUCCCGAUGACACCGAGUCUACGGUUACCGAUGCCGAAAAAGAGCAAGCCAUAUUGGCCAGAGAAAAUGCUGAAAAAGAUACGCCAACUGAGACAUCCAAUGAAAAUGUGGACGCUGAAGCUAAUGCUGAUGCUGGAGAAGCUGAAAACAGACAGGAUACAGAGGAUAAUGCCGAAAAAUCAAAUGCAACUGAAUCGAAUGCUCAAGCUACUAAUAAAGCUGGAGCUGAAGCCGAAGUCAAUACAAUAAAUGAAGAAAAUCAAGAACGUAUUGAAGAUAAUCAAGGUAAAAUUAGUUUUCUAUAG